Molecule: messenger RNA, 1963 nt
Organism: Sphaerodactylus townsendi
Lineage: Eukaryota; Metazoa; Chordata; Lepidosauria; Squamata; Sphaerodactylidae
Gene: OS9
Product: OS9 endoplasmic reticulum lectin
Exons: 13
Coding region: 167-1780 (537 amino acids)
Biological process (GO): retrograde protein transport, ER to cytosol; endoplasmic reticulum unfolded protein response
Cellular component (GO): endoplasmic reticulum lumen
Source: RefSeq, a predicted model, not a curated record
CUCCGUGUCGCCCAAUGGAAGAAGCUUUCGCUACGUGAUUGACAUAGCAGGUGGGCCCUGGGAGAAGCAGGAGCCUGAAGGAAGGGCGGAAGUAAGCUGGACAGAAGGGCGGAAGUAAGCUGGAAGGAAGGGCAAAAGCCGACUCGGCGGGGGCGGUGGAAGCAAGAUGGCGGCGGCGUGGAAGCUUGCGGAGUCCUGCGGCCUUUGGGUGCUCGUGGUUGUGGCUGCGGUGGUGCCUGCCCCUGGGGAGGCUUUGGGAACGCUGAACCUGCACGAACUCAGCGAGCUGAAAUAUGGGAUCGAGAUCGGGGCAGAGCCCGUCAUGGCUGGGCAGAGUAAGGCUUCAGAUGUCGUGACCAUCUCCUCCAAAUACAAGCAGAAAUAUGAGUGUCGGCUACCAGCUGCCGCAGUGAAGAUCCAUCAGGAGAAAGAUGAGGAUCCGCAGAGCUACACCGGACUGGGCGUCUCAGAACUGCUGAAACCCAUGGAGGCCGCUCCUUGCCUUAUCAAGACUAAGGACUGGUGGACAUACAAAUUCUGCUAUGGGAAGCACAUUCAGCAAUACCAUAUGGAAGAUUCUGAAAUCAAAGGUGAUGUCCUGUAUCUGGGGUAUUACCAGUCUGCAUUUGACUGGGAUAAUGAAACCGCGAAGGCUUCAAAGCAGCAUAAGCUGAAGCGUUACCACAGCCAAACCUACGUCAAUGGAUCCAAGUGUAACCUGAACGGGAAGCCCAGGGAGGCGGAAGUCAGGUUCCUGUGCGAAGAAGGCUCGAGCGACUACAUCGCCCGUGUGGAUGAGCCCCAGUCCUGCUCCUAUGUGCUGACUGUCCACACCACCCGCAUCUGCAACCACCCGUUCCUGCGACCGCCAUCUACCGCCACCCCCCAGACCAUCCGCUGCCACCCAGCCCUGAGCCCUGCAGAGUAUGUGGAGUAUGUCAAGGCUCAAGUGUCUGACACCAAGCGCAAAGUGGAGGAGAUUUCUGAAGAGCUGAAGACACUGGACACCCGACUGGGGAAUGACCGAGAUGCCAGCUCCGCAGCUCUGGAUUCAGAUGGAAAUGUGUCUCCGGCCCCUCCUCCUCCUGAGAGUGACUCAAGCGAUGAUGGCGACUUCUGGGCCAAAGUGCUGCGUGGAGAUGGGAAGGCAACCCAGAUGCCAGACCAAGGAAAGGAUGAAGAGCCCGUCAUGAAAACAGCAGACGAUCACCUAACAGAGUUCAAGAAAAAAAUCCAUUUCAAAGUUAUCCGGAACCCCGGGGAUCUGGUUCAGUUCAUUCAUGAGCUGAAAGACAGUGCCAGGAAGCAUAAAGAGAAAGCCAGCCCGUCAGAGGAGGCCGCUCAAGAGACCCCUCCAAAAAGCGAGCCGGCAUCGGAGGCAGAGCGCUCUGAGGAAGGAGGAGGACAAGAGGAAGAGGAGGAAGACCUGCUGGGGAAAUUUGAAAAGGAACUGGAGGACAUCUUUCUGCCCAAGUCGGAGAUGGCCAAGCUUAAGGAAGAGGUGAAAUCGGAGAUGGAGAAAGAGUUUGACAACAUCAUUGAUGAGGUGGAGGAUGAGCUGGAGACGGAAGGCCUGAAGGGUGAAUUUGACCGCAAGCAGGCCUCCAAGUCUUUGGCUUCCACCCUAAAUAAGCUAAUUGACAAGCUGGAUCCUGGUCCUAAGAAAGGAGAUAAGGAGGAGGAGCCACCCCAGCCAGAGGAGGAGGAAGAGGUGCCAGCAGUUGGAGAAGAAAAGGCCACUGAAGACAGUAUGGUCACAUCAGCAGCAGAUGAAGAGUGACUCCAGAUGGGAGGUGUGGAAAGAUCAGGGACUCCGCGAGAAUCAGCAGCCAGGUAUUGGCGGCUCUAGCAGAAGCUGACCUGCAGAGUUAGAGAAUGAGCAGGGGACAAGCCACAACUCGCCCGCCUCAUAAGUAGAGAGUGUUGUGAAGGACCUGUUGGAAAAGGAGGGCCUUAAGGCAGA